This is a messenger RNA of Gastrolobium bilobum, 542 nucleotides long. RefSeq names its product small RNA-binding protein 11, chloroplastic-like. Bases 127 to 387 code for a protein of 86 amino acids. Gene Ontology annotation, cellular component: spliceosomal complex. Gene Ontology annotation, molecular function: RNA binding. The record is from RefSeq and is a predicted model, not a curated record. NCBI's taxonomy places the organism in Eukaryota, Viridiplantae, Streptophyta, Magnoliopsida, Fabales, Fabaceae. The transcript has 4 exons. Gene Ontology annotation, biological process: positive regulation of mRNA splicing, via spliceosome.
AAAUUUAUCCUGUACGAAAGUUUCUAUCCAGAUUUCUUCUCGCGAAGUUUGAACUUGAUAUGAAGGGGCGUAGGUCCUAACCGUAGAGCAAACAGGAUCGAGCUACACUGCAAUAGUAAAGUUGAGAUGUCUCAAAGAAUCGGGACAAGGCUGUUCGUCAGCAGAUUAUCGUUUUUCACUACGAAGGAGCAGCUACAGAUGUUGUUCUCUCCAUUCGGAGUAGUUAAGGAAGCUAGUCUAGUGAUGGACCCAAAAACUGGAAGGCCCAAAGGGUUUGGUUUUGUCUCCUACGAGUCUGAAAUUGAAGCGGAAAAGGCUAUGAAAGCCAUGAAUGGCAGGAUAGUUAAUGGAAGGCUGAUUUUCGUUGAACCUUCAAACGCUAAAUGACCGGGAGAAGACGAUGCCUCUUGACACUGGGUGAUUAUAUUUGUCCAUGGAACUAAUUUUGUGUUUAUUAAAUAUUUUUUUUUUCAAAUGUAGAGUCAAUCUUGACUAAUCAAAGUAACGACUCAUCUUACAUUAUUUGUCCAUUAUUUCAUAUU